Molecule: messenger RNA, 879 nt
Organism: Ochotona curzoniae (black-lipped pika)
Lineage: Eukaryota; Metazoa; Chordata; Mammalia; Lagomorpha; Ochotonidae
Product: nibrin-like
Exons: 6
Biological process (GO): double-strand break repair via homologous recombination; mitotic G2 DNA damage checkpoint signaling
Cellular component (GO): Mre11 complex
Molecular function (GO): damaged DNA binding; protein binding
Source: RefSeq, a predicted model, not a curated record
ACUUGUAAUUACUUCUCUAAUUUUCAGAGUCAAACUGAUGAAAUCCCUGUAUUGACAAUCAAAGAUAAUUCUAAAUAUGGUACCUUUGUUAAUGAGGCAAAAAUGCAAAAUCACCUUCCCCAAACUUUGAAGACAGGGGAUAGAGUCACCUUUGGAGUGUUUGAAAGUAAAUUCAGGGUAGAGUAUGAGCCUUUGGUUGCCUGUUCUUCUUGUUUAGAUGUGUCUGGGAAAACUGCUCUAAAUCAAGCUGUGUUGCAACUUGGAGGACUCACUGUGAACAGCUGGACAAAAGAAUGUACUCACCUUGUCAUGAUGUCAGUGAAAGUCACCAUGAAAACGAUUUGUGCACUCAUUUGUGGAUGCCCCAUUGUAAAGCCAGAGUAUUUUACUGAAUUUCUCCAAGCAGUUCAGUCCAAGAAACAGCCUCCACAAAUAGAAAGUUUUUACCCACCUAUUGAUGAACCAGCCAUUGGAAAUAAUAAUAUUGAUCUGUCAAGGCGGCAGGAAAGAAAAGAGAUCUUCAAAGGAAAAACAUUUGUAUUUUUAAAUGCCAAGCAGUAUAAGAAACUAAGUUCAGCAGUUGUCUUUGGAGGUGGAGAAGCUAAGUUGAUAACAGAAGAAAAUGAAGAAGAGGAUAGCUUCUUUUCAGCUCCUGGAACGUGUGUUAUUGAUAUUGCAAUAACCAGUACACAAACGGUACUUCCUGACUCUCAGAAAAAAUGGAUUCACUCAAUUAUGGAGAUGCUUCAGAGGGUGUUCCUGGAGCACUCGGUGGAGUCCUCUAGGAUGACGGAGGAUAUAGAUUCCCCAGCACAGGGCAAAAUCGCCAAUCACCUACCAGAAAAAUGUGGUGGACCAGAGAAAGCUCAUCCCAGCUGA